GCUCCGUCGGGCGGUUGUUGUGCGCCGUCGCGUCGCGUUGCCCGGGCCCGUGCGGCCUUGUCACAUGGCGCCCUUUGUUACGCCUGCCCUUCGAAUGGCCGUGUCCCUCCUCUCGGGUUACCGGCCCCGCCGGAGGAGGGAAAUGGAAGGCACCGCGCACUCAUCACCCGGAGACGUGGCUGGCGGCUGAAGAUGCUCCAGGUUGGAGGGCUGUCCGUCUCCAGGAUCCAGAGUUCCCGAGUCUAUGUGACCGUGAUCUUCAGAGGUAAUAAGAAGAGAACAGGCUUAUCAGAGGAAGAUGUUACUGUACGAUGGAACGAUAAACUAGACUUUAAGUUGAAAGGAAAUCCUUUAGAUACAAAAUCCUCUCUGCAGAUUCACCUGAAAGAAAAUGGCAAAAGUGGAAAGAGCAGGCUUGUUGGGUCCACUGUUGUCCGACUUGGAGGUCUGAUUGGGGAAAAAAACAAAAUUUUAUCCUUCAAUCAAAUUCCUCUGCUGGAUAAAAACAAACAAAAAACGAAGAACACAAUAAGUUUUGACAUAAUCUAUGAUGCGCCCAGAACUGACAAAAAACAUAAGGAAGAUGGUAAACCCCAAAAGCCGCCAUCUGUAACAAACAUCAGUGGAAUUCCAGACCCUGCAGCAAGACCCCCACCGUUGCCUCCAGAACAAGAUACAGGAAGGGGAACCUCAAAAUUCACUAAGAACAUCUCAAGCAAACCACAGGACUUCCAGGUUCGAAUCCGGAUUAUUGAAGGCCGUCAUCUCCAAGGUGUCAAUAUCAGACCUGUUGUGAAGGUGUAUGUAGGAGACUCGUCUUUCCGAACAAGGAUCAAACGUGGGAACAAUCCAGUCUUUGAUGAGAUUUUCUUUCAGAAUUUUCAUAAAACACCAUUAGAGGUCUUCAAUACUUCGAUACACAUUCAGGUGUUAAAUUCUCAUUCUCUUCGAUCUGAUUCCAUGAUUGGCAUUUUCAAACUGGAUAUUGGCGCUGUUUAUGAAUUUCCAGAUCAUGCGGUGUUGCGGAAAUGGCUUCUGCUCUACGAAGUUGAUGAUGCACACUCCAUGGCCAAGGGUUACCUGAAAGUCAGCAUCAUUAUCCUGGGAGCAGGUGAUGAAGCACCGAUAGACAAGAAAGGGACAAAUGAAGAGGAUGAUGUGGAGAGUAAUCUGCUCCAGCCAACUGGUGUUCUCUCUCGAUGGGUCACAUUCAUUCUUAAGAUCUACAAAGCUGAAGACAUUUCACAAAUGACAAAAGGGCUUAAGACAAACGUGAAGCACAUGUUUGGAGUGGAUACUUACAGGAAAGGUGGUGUUGACUCCUUUCUUGAAGUCAACUUUGCUGGAAAUAAGGUGGCAACAAAAGUGGUAGAGAACCAGAUAAAUCCUGAAUGGAACCAGGUGAUUUACCUGAGGAGCAGGUUUCCAUCAUUGAGUGACAAUAUCUGGUUCACGGUUUAUGAUCGGAAGAGUGCAAUCAAAAAUAAACCUUUAGGAACAACACACUUGAAUAUCUCAAAGAUUUCAUCAAUGGGACAAGAAGAUGAUGACACAGGCGGAUUCCUUCCACAUUUUGGACCAUGCUUUUUGAAUAUUUAUGGCAGUCCCAGGGAAGGUCUUGAUGGUGCGGAUAAGGAUGAUGAGUUAAAUCUUGGAAAGAUGGAAGGAGUCUAUUACCGUGGUCGAAUCUUGAUAGAAUUAAUAACCAAAAUGGGGGAACUUUCAGGAAAUAACAUUACUGAUCUGCCUAGUGAAGAUUCUUUGAUAGUACAGAAGUACCUACACAGGCGGAGGUACAGUCUCUGCGUUGUUUUCUACUCGGCCACACAGCUGCAAGAAUCUAAGGAGCCAAUCCACUUUGAGGUCAGCAUGGGGAAUUACGGGAAUAGAUUUGACAAGUCUUGUAAACUUCAUGCGUCCGCCACCCAGUACAGCCAACCUGUAUUUGAUGGAAACUACUAUUAUUACCUCCUCUGGUGUGACACAAAACCUGUGGCUGCUCUGCCAUCGUACUGGGAAAAUAUUGACCACAGACUCGACAGAUUAAAUAUAUUGCUUAAAAUCAUAGAUAGACUGAAAAUUAAUUUGGAAGACGUCAAGCAAGCAUUGCCAGCUGCAGGAACCCAACUCACAGGGGCAUGGAUAAAGAUGCUUGACCGUGUGGUGAAAGAUUGCAAUCGGUCACUCCCAUCAGUGAAAAAGCUACCCCAUGUGACUGUUCUCGAUCAGUUCCUGUACGGUCAGCAAAUUCUAAUUCUGAAGAAAAUUAGCAAAUCUGCAGAGAAAUUGAGGGAUAAAAACAUUAAAAUCCAAGACAAGCUGCCUGAAAUCGAAGACUGGAUUGAGAAGCUCACAUCAGUAGCAGAGGAGUCUCAGAUAAGCUUACCUGACAUCAUAAUCUGGAUGCUGUCUGGAGAGAAACGAGUUGCUUACGCUCGGAUCAAAUCGCAUUUAGUUCUGUUUUCGAGUAGCGACAAGAAGUCUUGUGGGAAAUUCUGUGGGAAGUUACAAACCGUGUUUAUGAAGUACCCCCAUGACAAGAUUAAUGAAAUGAGGAUUGCAGCUCAUCUCCGCCUAUGGAUCUGGCUGGGGCUGUCUUCUGAUGAAGAGGAAUUUGAAAAGCUCAUUGAUGGAAAAUUUAUGGUUGCUGCAGAAAGAUAUGAAAAUCAAGCAAAAGUAAUGGGCCAUUGGGGUACCAGUGGAUUGCUGCAGCAUCCGAUGUUUUCUGAUGCGAUGGGUAAAAUGCGACUUUCAAAAAAGGCUUUCCACCCUCUGAAAGGUUGGCAAUGGGAUGGAAAGUGGACCAUCGACCCAGAGCAAUGCUUGCUGUUUGAUUCUGAUGCUGGGCACAGUGAAUAUAUAAAUGAUGUUUAUGAAAAUGAAAGUAGUCUAGCUGGAGGAGACUGGAGCCCAGCUUUUGACCCGUACACUGAUGCAAAAGGGAAUAGACACUUAUCGAUAGACGAGAUUGAAUGUCCUGAUGGAUGGGAAUGGAAGGAAGAAUGGGAUCUAGAUUUUUCUCGAGCAGUAGAUGAAGAUGGAUGGGAGUAUGGAACUUUUGUUCCACCAGACAAGAUGGCGAAGACCUGGAAUCCCACUGAGAAAGCCUAUCACACACACAGACGUCGCCGGUGGAUACGGAAGCGCGUCAUGAAGGCCACCACUCGUCAAGUUAAGAAAGAAGACUUUGAUCCUGAUGGCUGGGAAUACGCCCCGUUAUUCGGUUGGAAAUUCCAUGUGAAACCGAAUAAGGGAGAUAUUUUUCGUCGCAGGCGUUGGCGGAGGAAGAUGGUCCCCACGGAACAAGUGGGGCCAGCAUCUAUUUUUAGACUGGAGGGCUCUUUGUGUCAUGACCACAUGAGUGUGGAGGAGGAUGAGUUUGUAGCUAGAGAGAAGCCACAUGAAAAUAUCAACCUUUAUGGAUCGACGGCUCCUUUUGUAACAUGUCUCCUGGACUCUCCUCUGGCUUUCCAGUUACGUGGCUACAUCUAUCAAGCAAGAGGUUUGCUUCCCACUGACAGGAGCAGCUUUGCAGAUCCUUAUGUCCAGAUGUCAUUCUUGUACCAGAGCAGAAAGACAGAUGCUAUCAAAGGGACAGUGAAUCCAACCUGGGACCAAACGUUGAUAGUUGAGGACAUUGAAAUCUAUGGCAACAUCAGGGAACUAGUGGAAAACCCACCAUACAUCAUGCUGGAGAUGUUUGACAGUAAUCGUGUGAGCAAGCAUGAAUAUAUGGGCGGGACCCUGUGCUUCCCAACUGUGACGAUGGAUUCUUCUUCGCAGUACGUUCCCAUGCUCCGUUGGUACCCAGCCUUCAAAGGAGAGAGGUUUAGUGGCGAACUCCUUAUUUCCUGCGAGCUAUUUCUGAAACAGAAAGAUGAGGAUCAGGACGUGCCCCCACGGCCUCCCUUGAAGGAUUCUGACACAUAUAUGGUGCCUCCGGGAAUUCGACCACAGCUACAGAUGACCAUGAUUGAGGUUCUGGCCUGGGGAUUGAGAAACCUGAAAAACUACAACAUGCUGAGAGUGACGACCCCAAGCCUGGUAGUGGAGUGCAGCGGAGAAAUGAUCCAAACUCCACCCAUCAAAAACUACAGGAAGAAUCCAAACUUUCCCAGCUCCAUCUUUUUCAUCACAGUGUUUCUACCUGUAGAUCCUUUCUUCAGUCCUCCCAUUGUGCUAAAAGUGAUGGAUUAUCGACCAUUUGGAUACAGACCAGUGGUGGGACAGAGCACGGUGAAAUCACUCGACGAGUUCAUCAUUGACCCUUUUGCUGGGUCAGCCAACAGCGAAGAUCCUACUCUAACUACUACUGCAAGUUUUCAUGUUGAAACACCUAACAUUGAGAGUUCAGAAACAGAGGAAGUAACAUUGGAACGGGAAGCCCCUGAAGGAGAAUUGGAAGAUGAUGCCAUUGAUUGGUGGUCUAAAUUCUACGCCUCAUCUGGGGAGCAUAAUGAGUUUUCAGACUACCUGCAACAGGGAUACGAUAUAUUACGGGUGUAUCCAAGUGCGCUGGAAGAUGUGCCGCAAUUCCAGGGCCUUCAAGAUUUCUGCCACACCUUCAAACUCUACCGGGGAAAAGCAUAUGGUGAUACAGAGGAUCCAUUAAUAGUGGGAGAAUUUAAGGGUUCAUUUCGAAUUUAUCCUCUUCCAGAAGACCUUUUAAAGCCUCAACCCCCGUCCCAGUUCCGCCAGUUGCCUUCUAGUGAACCCCAAGAGUGUCUAGUGAGAGUUUACAUCAUUCGAGCUCUCAGCCUCCAGCCUAGGGAUCGGAAUGGAACGUGUGACUCCUACAUUAAGAUCUCAAUUGGAAAAGUCUUAAUUGAUGAUCGAGAGCGUUAUGUUCCGAACAACACCAACCCUGUGUUUGGCAGAAUGUUUCAACUUUAUACCACCAUCCCACUGAAUAAAGAUCUCAAAGUUGAGGUGUAUGACUACGAUAUGGUCACUCAGGAUGACAAAAUUGGGGAGACGGUUAUUGAUUUGGAAAACAGGUUCCUGUCACGUUAUGGAGCACACUGUGGCCUGCCCCGAACAUACUGCAUAAGUGGCCCCACUCAAUGGAGAGAUCAGCUCAAGCCGACAGAACUGCUGAACAACCUGAGCAAACUGAAGAACUACGAUCUGCCUGUAAUUCAGAACUCAGGCAGGAGGUUUAACAUUGGAGAGAAAGAGUUCCUGCUGGAGGACUUUGAAGUGAAGAAGGUUCCAUACGCCUCCCUGGGCCCCCCAGAAGAGCGCCUUGCGCUGCAUAUUCUGCGACUGCAGAAUCUUGUGCCUGAACACGUGGAGACAAGGACUUUGUUCAGUAGCGCUCAGCCAGGAAUCGAGCAGGGGAAAUUACAGAUGUGGAUUGACAUCUUUCCCAAAGAUCUGGGACCUCCCGGUCCAGCCUUCAAUAUCACCCCACGGGCUCCUAUGAGGUAUGUCCUCCGCUGUAUUGUCUGGAACACAAAUGAUGUUCUUCUGCAGGAGACCAGUGUCAUGGGAGAGAAGAUGAGUGACAUCUAUGUUAAAGGCUGGAUGGCUGGAUUGGAGGAUAACACGCAGAAAACCGAUGUCCAUUACAGGUCUCUGGAUGGAGAGGGUAACUUUAACUGGAGAUUUAUUUUCCCGUUUGAAUAUUUAAAAGUGGAACGAGUCCUUGUCAUCAGCAAAAAGAAUUUUAUUUGGAACCUGGAUGAGAUGGAAGUGAAAAUACCUCCUAUACUAACCAUCCAGCUUUGGGACAAUGAUAAGUUCUCCCUUGAUGAUUAUUUAGGUUUCCUUGAGCUUAACCUGAAUGCUUUACGAAGUCCAACAAAAUGGGCGGAUCAAUGCACCUUAAACAAGUUCUUUAAGAAGGAAGGCUCUACAAAAGGCAAAUUGCAAAAGCUGGUUUCACUGUUCAAGCAAAAGCGUGUUAAGGGCUGGUGGCCAUGUAUUUCAUACAAAGAAGGCAAAGAGGUUUUAACAGGUAAAAUCGAGUUGACCUUGGAACUGGUGACAGAAUUUGAAGCUGAGGAGCGGCCAGCUGGAAAAGGGAGAGAAGAACCCAAUAUGAACCCCAAACUGGACCCACCAAACCGGCCAGACACUUCGUUCUUGUGGUUCCAGUCUCCCCUGAAGGGGUUGAAGCAUAUUGUUUGGCGCAAGUACAAGUGGUGGGUUAUCUGUGCAUUGCUGUUGUUGGUGCCCAUUAUACUCCUCGUGUCUAUCCUCAAUGCAAUACCUAACACUAUAGCAAAAUUUUUGUUGCAGUCCACUAGAUUUCAUGGGAAGAAAAAGUGACAAGGAGGCACGCAAGGUAGAAGGCCAGGCCAGUCACGGGGUGAGCGGCUGGGCCUGCAAGGAGCAACAACCCAGCAGGAUGCCUCCAGCGUGUUGCUUCCCUUCAUUACCUUUGCUGUUGGCCAUGGAUGGAAAAACAGUUGGGUGUGAGAGAGACAGGACUUGAGGGUUCACAGUCUAAACCCUGGUUUGUGCAGAUUUCAAAGGGAAUCAUCACCCAGCUGAGGCCAGGACAUUGCUCCUUCCAAGGUCGAUACCAGACUACCUGCUGAAGAGUUCGAUUACAGCAAGUUUAACACCUGUUCUACACUUCAUAUUUCAAAUGUUUCCACGCCAGCACUUUCCACAAAUGCUCCAUUUACUUGCUACUUUUUUUGCAAAAAGUGUUUUUAAAAAGGGACUUCAGUCCCCCAAAGCCUUUGAUGAAUUAACCUAUAAAUUAUUUUGUAUUGUUAAAUAUAUAUCCAGCCAGUGUAAAUAAAACCCAAAUGUACUC
Messenger RNA from Leucoraja erinaceus (little skate), 6769 nucleotides. Its product is annotated as myoferlin-like. Gene Ontology annotation, biological process: plasma membrane organization; membrane fusion. The record is from RefSeq and is a predicted model, not a curated record. The transcript has 53 exons. Lineage: Eukaryota; Metazoa; Chordata; Chondrichthyes; Rajiformes; Rajidae. The coding region runs from base 193 to 6273 and encodes 2026 amino acids. Gene Ontology annotation, cellular component: membrane.